AUGUCGCCUUUGUUCUUUGUGCUUUUAGUGCUAUUGUCUCAAACUUUAGCCAAAAAAUUACCCACCAACUACGAAUAUUUCACCUCACAUGGUAUAAAAUCUGGAAUCACCACAAACAACACGAGUUUCUUCCUCAACGGGAUCCCUUUCUCUGUUUACAGUGGUUCAUUCCACUACUUUAGAAAUGCAAGAGCUGACUGGCAGACUCGAUUAAGACAGUUCAGAGCUGCUGGCCUAAACACCGUAGAAACUUACAUCCCAUGGAAUCUCCACGAGCCCCAAUCAGGCCUCUACGAUUUCGGCAACGGGGGAUCCGAAAUGGAAGAUUUCCUGCACUUGGAGGAAUUCCUAAAACUAGCCCAAAGAGAGGACCUCUUCGUCAUUCUGAGACCGGGUCCCUACAUUUGCUCCGAGUACAAUUUCGGAGGUUACCCCAGUUGGUUGUUAAGAGAAAAACCCAUGGGAUUCCGGACCGACGAAGAGAACUACAUCAAAUUCGUUACCCGGUACUACAACGUACUCCUACCAUUAUUAGAACGGUACCAGUUCACCAAAAACGGGCCGGUGAUAAUGUUUCAAAUCGAGAACGAGUACGGUUACGUGCGCUACGGUAGCUUCGUUCCCUCGAGGAAUUACCUGCGAAUCCUUCGAAACUUGUAUUUAAACAACGGUAUUGUCGAGCUGCUGGUUACAUCAGAUAAUGCUAUAUCUAACGGCGACUCCGGCAGCUUGCCAGGAGUUCUGUUCCAAACCACCAACUUCGGAAACAAUCCCGAAGGCUACCUGAAGGCACUAUCCCAUCUUCAACCCAACCAACCAUUAAUGGUGAUGGAAUAUUGGAUAGGUUGGUUCGAUUAUUGGACUCAAAAACACCAAACUAAGAGCGUUAUCGAGUCGAAGGAUUUGUACGAGCGUAUACUCAAAUAUCCCUCAUCAGUGAAUAUCUACAUGUUUCAAGGAGGGUCGAAUUUCGCUUUCUUGAAUGGAGGAUCACUAGGCGAGUUAACUCUCAAGAAAACUUCUCAAAAGAUCGGCUUGCAGAUAAUAACGACGAGCUACGACUACGAUUCGCCGCUGAGCGAAGCUGGGGACUACACUCAAAAGUACUGGGAUGUUAAGAAGCUGCUCGAGCGGUACAAUCCGGUGAAAACGUUCGUACCGGAUCCGCCUCUACUACCACCAAGAAUCGCUUACCCAACAAUCACCCGACUCUUCCAGUACAAACUCGGCCGUUUGAUUGUCGAACAACCGCCUCUAAUAUUGGAGAGUGAGCACGUCGUGGCGAUGGAGUUGUUGGAUAUCAACAACAAAUCCGGGCAAAGCAACGGUUAUAUCGUCUACCGUAAAGAGAAUGUUGAUUUGGAAGAGAGUACUGUACUUAAAAUCGAAGGGAACGUUUGCGAUACAGUGAUGGUAUUGGUGAACGGUGAACUGGUAUCACCAAAACUAAACUCUGUCAAUGACUUAAACGGUUUCGGCUAUUGGAGACUCAAAAACUCCGUCUUGGUUAUCAACAGCAGGCCCCUUAAAAAGGCCACAAUAGAUUUGGUGGUGGAGGAAUGGGGUAGAAUGAACGGAGGGACUAUUUACCAGUACAAUCAAACAUUCAAAGGACUGUGGCAAGGCGGUGUUUAUUUGAACAACAAGCCACUUACACAUUGGAAAAUAAUACCUUUGGAAUUCAAGAAGGAAUGGACCAGUAAACUAUCUUCUUGGGAGCCGAAAUCUUCAAACGAAGGGCCUUCGUUAUACCGCGGGGAAUUAAUUUUGAACGAAGAACCGAGAGAUACCUACAUUGACAUGAGAAAUUGGUCGAAAGGGUUGGUGUUGGUAAACGGUUUCCCGGUGGGAAAAUACUUCAGGCUCGGGCCACAGCAGGCCAUUUACCUACCGGCUGCUUUCUUGAAGAAAGGCAGGAACCAAAUCAUCAUUUUCGAGCACUUCCGAACCACCGGAGAAAUAAUCUUCUCGAGGGAUCAAAUUUACGAGACCAAAUGA
Molecule: messenger RNA, 1998 nt
Organism: Phyllotreta striolata
Lineage: Eukaryota; Metazoa; Arthropoda; Insecta; Coleoptera; Chrysomelidae
Source: the annotation of a GenBank genome assembly